GGUUGGAAAUAGCGUGGUGGUGGCUUCUCUCUCUCUCUCUCUCUCUAGCUAUCGCGCGGGCCCUCUCUUUUCUCUCUCGCCGCCGCCGCCGCGUGUGUUUUGCGAGGUGGGGGUGUAAACAACAGCCCCCCGACGGUACGCGCGCUUCUCUCGCACUGCACAGUGCACACACACUCGAUCCGCGGCCCUACUCGAGAUCGGAGUGUAUAUAGGUACGAGACGUUUUCAUCCGCAGCCGAAGCUGCGUGCGAUGCAGUUUUGGAAACUCCAGUGUUAUGCAAUCGAAAAGUUCGGGCUUCUUUAUGAUAGGGACGAAAGUAUAUUGGUUUAUCGCCGCUCGUCGAUUCUCUCGCUGCCUGCUCUCUGAGGCUAUAAAUGGCCGUUCGCAAUACUCUUCUUGGAAUAUCGGCCGCGAGCUUCGCCGCACGACCCUUUUACGCUGAACUGUUUGUUGCCUUCGUUCUCGGUACUCCGGUGUUUACACUCGCGUCUAUUGUUACUGACGAUGGAAAUAAUAGGAAACGUAGGUUCGACGUGAAAUCGUGUUCGGUGAAUGUAACGCGCGUGUGUGCUUGGAUUUUCGAGCCGUGAAAGCGUGAAAGGGGCGACGUGUACAGCAACGUUUUUCAUGAUGGCCGUCGCAUACACACGCAGAGAGCUGACGUGUACACUUUUUCGAGUUUCUCCGAAAGACAGCACUUUACCCGCGUUUGCUCGUCUCGCUGAUAACAAAGUCCGGCUCUGUUACGCACAGUCAAGAUCGCGUAUGCGUUGCAUGUCUCUUUUUACUCUGUAUACAUAUGCACACGAGUGAAACAUUAAAGAAUAUACAGCCAACGCCCAGCGGACUGUUAACGCGCUUGGCCGGCGUCGACGCUUUUGUAUUGUGUGUGUGUGUGUGCGUUCGGCUUCCCUCUCCCGUGCAGCGAUGGUUGCGGGAACGCCGAUGGGGGGGAAUACUACGGCAGGCUGUUUUAUUGUUGUCUAUUCUACCGGCGAAACCCUUUCUGCGUUUCGGCUCAUUAUGUGCGCGUCUGAGAGGAAGUUUCUUCUUUCCCGCUUUUUUUUGUCGUUUGCUAUCGAGGUGUAUAAAGUAAAAUUAUGAUUUUUUUUUAAGAUUUCACGCCGCGUAAGCUACUUAUUUUGAGGAUUUUAGAAAGUCAUAGUCGAGAAAUGAACCUAAUUGCUGCUCGACGGUAUAAAUAAAAUAUGAUUUUUCACGGGACAGCUGCGCCGGGUUUUACCCGCAACGGAGCGAACAAGAUAAAAUGCCGCAGAUUAUGUCAAACGACUUUUAUCAUCGCUUAUACAUCCAAUCGAGCGAUUCUAAAAAGGAAACGUUUUCUAGCUGUCGCUCUAGAAUUCUCUCGGUUUUCGUGCACUGCUUCAAUUUCACUCGACAUCGGAUCGGAGAAAUCCUCGCUCACUCUGGUGACCUUAUCUCGGGGAUUUCUAUUUCAAGACUGACGCACGUAUAUUCGAAGUUCCAAAAGAAAAAGUCGCCAAAUUCAGCGCUCGCGCGAUUAGUCAGCUGUGACGGGGACUAGCUUUAGUCAUCGUUAUCCCUAUUUCGGAUAAAUAUUUGCCCGGCGUGUAUUUCAUUUAUAUUUCAUCUCUGAAAAGAAAAAUAUACGUGAAACUGCACUGCUGGUGUGGGUUGCAGCCCUGACCCAGAAUAAACUGUAAAUAUAUGUAUUCUUGGCGUUUCGCUGUACAUUAGAGCUCGAUGAAAAACAACGAAGGCUUCGACAGCUUCGAGGCGAAUAUAUUCGGCUCUCGACAGUCGAGACUGAUUUCUCGCAAUCUAAUCAGAACUGCUUAUUACGCAUUAUUUGACUCCUUGUUUCGAUUCGCCUUUAUCUCUUCGAUGACUCGGCUCGUCAUCGAAAAAUUUUUACUCUACCGUCGCUAACGAUCGUAACGGUUACAUAAAUCGCUGUAGAAUAUUUUUAAAACGGCUUAUAAUUAUAACGUUCUAAAUAAGGCAGACACGCGAUACAACCCAACGGAAUAAUCAAUCGCCGCUGCAUCGCAUCGAAAAUAACCCGUCGUGUAUUAUACGCGGCGCUUUUUCUCCAUGAAACGCGCGUCGGACGUAGCGUAUAAUAAAUCGAGACCUGCAGUUCUUUUUUCCACGAGGCAAAUCGAUAAAAUAAUAAUUUUACGUAAUACGCGCCCUUCUUCACCGUCGCUAUGUAUAUACGUGCAUAAUACGGCAAAGCUGUCGCGUUCAUAUCCGCAUGAAAUUGCGUACAUCUGGCGCGCGCCACAUGCACGUGUGCGUCCCGUUCGCGUAUAGAUUUUGCGAAAUUUCUAGCCUUCCGUUCAUUUUUCGAUAUACAGUUCCAACUGUUACAGUUUGGUGAUUUUAGUCAAGAAGCCAUUCUUCAUUUUCCUUCUUCUGUACCACGUGCCUAUACGCGCAAGUGUAACUUCAUUUAAAUUAAAAAGUAAAAAUUAACUGCUUCUCGAUGUUUCCCGUUUAAGCUCUCGGAAUAUACACUUUUGCUCAAUUGCGCUCGUCACACGCCGUACGAUCGCAAUUGAGCCCCGUUGAUACCCGUUCAAUUAAGCAACUUCGAAUCGAAGAAGAAAGAUCUUAGCUCAUCUAUACGAUGAUUCCGGGGAGUGAACUUUUUUUUUUUCGUUUCCGUUCUAUCGCGCAAUCGUUAGCCUCGAUCCAAGGCCGGAAGAGAAACCGUCUUGUACCUGAACACCGAAAACUGCACGACGACGUCGCUACGGUCAACGGACCCUUUCUCUCGCUAUAUACACUCGUACGUGUGAUAAUACCGUUGAGAAUCUUGGCACUUGGUCUUCGUGCGGCAGGACGACUGGUUUUAAUAUGACGAAUGCGCGCGUAUAGUAACGGUGAGGGGAUUUGCAAGCGUGGAUUCAAUGGAGAUUGAUGUGCGUUUUUUUUUCUUGGCUUGAUGGAAUGGAAUGUUCGAGCCUUUGAUGGAAAUUUAAUAUUGACGUAUCGGCUGGAUAUUAUAUUUCUAGAGCUCCAAUAAUGGAAAUUUUCUAUUUUUUUUCGCGUGAAUCAUUCUCCGACUUGGUAUUUUUUUAUCGAUCUCGUGUUUCUCUACCGAAGCAGUCGUUAACUAUUUAACGUCUAUUUGAUGACUGUUCCUUUGUUGCAUAUAUAGUUAUCCGAUUAACUGAAAAAAAAAAAAUGAAUCAAAGCUAGUGAUCGAGUAACAGCUGAUGAUCCCAUAAAAGUCAGCUGCUCGCCCUGCAUAUCGCCCGAAAAUUCCCGCCAACACAUCCCCGCGCUAUUUCGGAGCAACAGUAUCAUCAUCAACGAUCCACAAGCUUAGUUCGUGUCAUCGGAGCAACUCCACAGUCUAGACCCCGCCGCCAUAUUGCCGCAAAGACUACACUCUACAGUCUACACACACAGUCGUUCGCGUUGUUCGUUCGUUCGUUCGGUCUGAGCAUGCGCAGACCGUCCAACAACUCUCCUCUCUCUCUCUCUCUCUCUCUCGGCAACGAGAACACUUGCGAGUGCCGCCACGGCGGAGCAGAGAGCUCCGUUUUCUACGCUGCAGAGUUGCGGACGUCGAGGUCUUAACAUUGCCGCAUUAUUUUAAUACAGCGAACGACUUAUCAGCUGCAGCAGGUGUACACACACAGAGGAUACGUCUGUCUUUCUCGAUGGUAACGCCCACUGACUGAAAGGAUUCACCAGUUAAACUAGCAGCAGCAGCAGCAGUACGCCAAAAUGAACUUCACCCCGUUCCCGGGCUUCACCACGGGCUCGUUGCCCACGGGGACGGUUCACCAGUUCGCCACAGCAAAAUUCGCCCAGAACUUGACGACGGGAGGACAAGUGGUCGGCGUCCUAUCAGGCGGCGAAGGUGGUGUACACUACCUUCGACCAGUCGAUCCCAAUGGUUUCACCGUUGCUCAGAGCGCCGGUAAUCAGCAGCAGCAGAUCAUUACUCUGCCCAUCACUGUGCCCGGUAAAGAUGGCACACAACAACAGCAGACGGUUCAGAUUCAGGUGGUCAACCCCAACGUCUCGCAAAGCGGCAGCAGCAACGAGCAGCCCAAGUAUCACCUGGCUCCGAUAUCGCUGAGCCAGUUCCCUCAAGGGGCUGCCACUGUGCUCACUGUUGCUUACAGCCAGCCGGGCACCGAGGGUGUGCAGAUCCAGGUUCAGCCGCAGAACACCGUUGCUACCACGCAGACGUCCGAGCAGACGACGCAGAGCACGUCGACGGCAACGUCCACGGCUCAGCAGACGAUUCAGCAAACGGUGCAGCUGCCGGGUGCGCCGGAGGGUCUGACUGUUGUGGCGCAAAUCCCGCACGACUUGAUUCUGCGGGAGAGCAUCGAGGAAGCCAAGGAGACCGAGGUGAAGACAGAGGCAGGCACGACGCCAGUUGCAUUGAUCAAGCGAGGAGGCGUCAAGAACCAGGGUAACCAGAGCGGCGAAGAAUUCAUCGCCCAGAUGCAGGGCACAUGGCCCAGUAUAGCCUCCGGUGGUUCGGUCGCCGAGUACUUGUCGAGGCUGCCGGCAAGCACUUUGCCACUGUCCUUGCAGCACUUCCUCAAGUUCUCGGCGGAGACGAUAAAACGCGAGGCGAUGAUCGAAUCCAGUCCUCUCGGCGCGGACGGUCUGGAAGCUGGUACUGCGGCAGGUGAAGGCCAGACCGUGCAAAUCACCGUCGCCGGUGGAGAGACUGAGAUCAUACCCGAUGUUGUCGAGGAAGCGGGUGCCGAGCCUGGCGUCAAGCCCAAGCGCAAGAAGAAGUACAAGAAAAAGCCACCCAAGCCGAAGAAGCCCAAACCAGGCCAGAUGAGCUACGUCGAUUUACCCGAAAACUCCAAAAGUAGACGUUUUAAGGUGAGCAUCGUCACGGCACUGGAUGGUACGACACUGUUUUGCUGUCCUCAAUGUAAUAUGGCUUAUCCCGAGAAGGAGCUGCUUGAGCAGCAUUUGAUCGGCCACAAGAUCGAAAGGCGGUUUAUUUGCGACAUCUGUGGAGCUGGACUGAAGCGAAAAGAGCAUCUUGAGAGGCACAAGCUUGGACACAACCCGGACAGGCCUUUUAUAUGCUCUGUUUGCAUGAAGGGAUUUAAGCGGAAAGAACAUUUGAAUCUGCACUUCGUGAUCCACAGUGGUCAGAAGACAGAAGUAUGCACAGAGUGCGGUAAAGCUUUUUAUCGCAAGGACCACUUGCGAAAGCACGCGAGAAGUCAUCUGGCAAAGCGCGCCAAGGAGAGCGAUCCUCUUGGAAAUACGGACAAUGCUCAGGCUCAGCAGCAAGCUCAACAGCAGGCUCAACAACAAGCCCAGCAGCAGGCUGAGCAACAGCAGCAAGAGCUUCAGCAAGCUCAGGGCGUGCCCGAGGGCGUUCAGCAGAUUCAAAUUCAACGCGUCAUGCAUUUUUUGAAACCUCAUCAGGUGGGCCAAGGAGCACAGGCACAGAUCCACCAGAUACAGGUUAGCGAGCAAUCGACUGUCGUCUUGCCUACAGCGGCCGAAACUGGUGCCAUGACGAUGCUUCAUCAUCAACAACAGCAGCAACAGCAGCAGCAACAACAGCAGCAGCAACAGCAGCAACAACAACAACAGCAACAACAACAGCAGCAGCAACAGCAACAACAUUAGCGAUGCUCGUGAUCGAAGCGCCGGCGACGAGGGUGAAGUAAGUGCGACCCAAGGACAUAGUUGCGACGAGAUAUAGCUUGGCUGCUAGGUCCGUGCGAGAGAAUCUCGAAUGUAAUAUAGAAUUGAUCAUUGCGCGUGUGGGGAUGGAUAACAGCUAGUUGCGUGCGACUGGAAGUAAAUGGUGAGACCGAAUAAUCGUCUGACGUGAAUGUAGAUUGGUUAUAUGAAGGGACCCGUGGUUCUUGUUGUAUGCUUAUUUGUUAAAGAUUUUUCUUAUGUACGCAAUAUAGAACGAGAAUUUUGUUUCUGUAUAAAAUGUAUAAGUUUAAUUGUGUAUAUAUCGCAAUAGGUGGUUGUAGCAUGUCUAAUGAAGUAUAUACGAUCAUAUGCAAGAUUAUGAUUACAGAAUAUAAAUAUAUAUAUAUUACAGUAUCCAUGUUGUAUUAGUUAAGAUGCGCAGUAGUUUUCUAUAAAUUACUAAACGCUGUUUUUUGAGAUUCGAAGUAAGAUGUAAGAGAUAUUGUAAAACCGAUUUCUAAGGUAACUGUACGUCUGCUAUUAUCGACGUAAUCUUGUGCAAAUUAAGGCAGAAACGAUGUAAAAAUUUAUACAGAAACAAAAUUCAAAAUCAUUAUUUUUUUUUGACCCGAUUUAUUGUGCUAAAGAAAAAGAUAUAUAAAUAAUAUAAGACGACAUCAACAAAAAUUGUUGUAUCUUGUAAAGUAUUGACCAAAAUGAAAUUCUGGUGUAGCUAUUUUUUGUAUACGAAUAAAACGAAGGAAUAGUUUUAUAUUAAAAUAAAAAUGGGUCGAUCGAACCAUUUAUGAAAAAUCUUGGAGUUAAAACAAGCAACUCAUAUCACACAGCAAAUGAAGACGUUAAUACGUAAUAUUUACGCCACAUUAUUAACAUAAAACUGUAACUAAAAUCUUAGCAAAACAGAAACGUUUUGUACGAUCUGUUGCAACUUAAUAGUUUUAGCAGUAUGUUAAUUAUUUUAUAUAUUGUAUUUUUAUAUUAUUAUUACUAUUAUUAUAUUGUAUUUAAUCUGCAAUCAAAUUAAAUAAAUUGAAUUUUUCAUAAUGAAUUAUUAUGAUACAAAAUUUUGCUAUUUUUCAAGAGUUUAGUUAAUAUAUGUUUAAAUUAAUGUUUGAUCAAGUAGAUUAAUAAAUACUUAAAAUCUUUCAUAUUUAUUUAUUUAUUAAACCGAAUAACGUUUUACUUUUUAAAUACUAAUUAAUGUUUUAGAUAAAAAGCUACAGUUUUCUGUUUAUAUACUUGAUAAUAAAUUACCUUUAAAGAGAAACUUCUAGAGCACGCAACUAGCAUUAGAUACAUUUGCAUUGAUUUGACGGUCUUGAAUUAAGUUAACUCGCUUAACGAACUGCACCUUUUGUCUAUCGAAAAACUAACAUUCUGGCUGACAAGUGUUUUACUAUUCAAGUUUUCUUUUUUAAAUAUUACAGUAGUCUCAUUCAAACUAGAAUGAAAACAAUUCAGUAGUUGAGUUAACUUUGUGCCAAGACGCGGUUUGAAUUAAGCAUUGUAUGCGUCAAUACCAGCAUUAAAAAAUUAACGCACUCAAAGCUAUUUGUUUUGUCCGUUAUUGCAACGUUUGUAAUUACAAUGCAUCAAGCAAAAAAUUGAAGACUAUAAUUAGAAAAAGGGCAAAACACACAAAAACAAAAUAGUACGCGUUGUAGCGUACGCGAGAGCGUCAAAGUAGAAUUAUUAUAGAUAUAGGAGAACACACAGACGAGGAGGCGCCGCGUUCUCUCUUUAUGAUUUCUUUGUAUUUUCGCGAGCCUCAUACGCAGAUGUAAGAUGAAUCUUCAAAGUGAAUUAAAGAGAGAAAAAGGUAUAUUAUAUAUAAAACAGAUUAUAAAGUAAAUAGCGUAUACACAAAUGACGAAUAUAUAUAUAUAUAUAUAUAUAUAUAUUUUAGGGCGCGUGUGCCGAAUUAAACCUCGGCAUCGCAUCGCCCUGCGGAACGGGUUCAACUAUAAUGUAUGAUUAUUAUAUACGUUGUAUAGUUUAUCUUCGACGAUAUCGAGACUUUUGCAAGGCGAAAAUUCAAAUUCUUGUCUUUUAACAGAUGACAUAAACCAUGUCUAUCUCGGUCAAUCUGAAAUAACGAUAUAAAGAGGACGGCAAGAGUCAAUACGUUUAUUAUUUUACGGUAUCGUGCGUACUCGGACUAUCCAUUUUUGACAUUAAUGGACGGAGACCGUCGCGAUGAAAGGUAAUGAUGAACAGCGAUUGAGAAAAUGGGACGGUGAUUAUUUGGUGUAUAGCGAAUGAAUAAUUAUAGCUAUUAAUAAUAUUCGAUAGUUUCCUUACUUUGCGAGUAUCAAUUAUUUAACUAUAUUCACGCUGCGUGUUAAUGUAAAUUCAUCGGCAAAGAAUUUCUUUUAAUUGUGUGUACAUACGUUUAUCUCACAAUCGGUAUUUAUUUUUCACUGCGUUUUUUCAUGAUUUUUUACUCCGUAUAAAGAGAUUCUUUUCGACACUUUGAAAAUUGCCUAGAAAUUCAAGCGCUGUAAGUAAAACUGUCGUCGAAAUUUCAUGCAGUGCUCAUGAUCAAAGCACAAAUUAAUCUGCGUGAAUAUUACAAGUAAACACUUGAUUGAAAAAAGUUUUGUUUAGUUAAACACUGAUUUUACAAUUUUAGUAAAUCUUUCUUGUUCGUUUUCCGAUGAAAAUGCGAAAUGCCGUAUUUUUGCAGGACGACUGUAUAAGAGACAAACUUUACAAGCACCUUCUCUCGCUGCAACAAAAUGAAAUGCAUUUACCUUGCCAAAAUCGAAUGGAGCAUUUCUGUUGUUUUAUCCGUUAAUUUCCGACGUAGAAAAAUGCGUUUAAACAUAACUUGUGUAAAGCGAAGAUAACGGAGCAACUAGUGUUUUGCGUUUUUGUCGGAAAAAAGAAAACUAUAUUUUUCGCAUCUGCGAGACAUUAAAUUAUAAUAACUAUUUAAGGAAAUGGGUAUUGAACUACAGCUAUUAUUUUAUUAAAGAUUAUUUUUACUAUCGAUUAUUAAUAUUAUUGUAUUGGAUUAGCCAUUAUUCUAGAAAAAGUAAUGAAUAGCGCUUAAGACAUUUUCAUUGUUACUUACAUAAAUACUGGACAAAAAGGAUAAAAAUAAAGCGUACAUUUAAUAUAAAAA
Nasonia vitripennis (jewel wasp) is the source of this 8786-nucleotide messenger RNA. Its product is annotated as transcription factor Sp2. Bases 3725 to 5620 code for a protein of 631 amino acids. The record is from RefSeq and is a predicted model, not a curated record. Gene Ontology annotation, cellular component: nucleus. The transcript is spliced from 8 exons. NCBI's taxonomy places the organism in Eukaryota, Metazoa, Arthropoda, Insecta, Hymenoptera, Pteromalidae.